UACACGGUAGUGGUGAAUACCUGCCUGAUCAAGUCUGUUCCCUUCUCUUAUAAGCGGCCGUCCCUUCUGACAACCCGUCUUUUAAACACCGAGAGUCAUACACACACACACACAAAGAGAGAGAAAGAGAGAGAGAGAGAGACCCGCCGCCAUGAAGCUCCUCGGCGCCGCUCUGGCCAUCAUCACCACCAUCCUGGCAGCACAGGGUACCGAAGCCGCCUAUCUUUCCGGAGGUGCGGUAUCUUGCCAAUUCGCUGGCUAUAUACUAAUUGCCUACCCUGCCUUAGCAUGUAUGCGUAUGCGGCAGUUGGGCAAAGGCCAACUGUACCCCAGAGUAUUGGUGGUCUAACCCUUGUAAUCAUUGGAAAGACCAUGGGGAGAGUUCUCUCAA
Messenger RNA from Lasiosphaeria miniovina, 391 nucleotides. RefSeq lists its product as uncharacterized. NCBI's taxonomy places the organism in Eukaryota, Fungi, Ascomycota, Sordariomycetes, Sordariales, Lasiosphaeriaceae. The record is from RefSeq and is a predicted model, not a curated record. The coding region runs from base 152 to 349 and encodes 65 amino acids. The transcript has a single exon.